CCUCUCUCCACUUCACAAUCACAUACUUUGCUCGCACGCGGAGAUGCAUUUUACUGUUUCCUCAAUCAUCUUCGUCCACAUACACACUCCUCUUCUUCAUGCCGCUCUGCCCUCCUGAACGCCGCCCCUCUGAUUUCUUCCAUGUUAUUCGGCUCUGCGUUUAUUGAUUUCUCGAUUGCCUGGUGGCUACUUCAAUGGCGGCUAAUAAAGCUUGGGAGGGCUUCUCCAAAUUCUUAAUUGAUCAAGUUCACAAAUGGGGUGCCAUGAAACCCACUGGCGUUAGCCUUCGCUACAUGAUGGAAUUCGGCUCCCGUCCCACUCCUAGGAACCUCCUUCUUUCUGCUCAGUUUCUUCACAAGGAGCUUGCUAUUCGGAUCGCUCGCCGUGCUAUUGAGCUUGGUGCCCUCCCAUAUGGAUUGUCCAAUAAGCCUGCGGUCUUGAAGGUAAGAGAUUGGUACUUAGAUUCGUUCCGCGAUCUGAGAUCCUUUCCGGAUAUUAAGGAUGGGAAUGAUGAGCAGGACUUCACUAAAAUGAUUAAGAUGAUCAAAGUUAGGCACAACAAUGUGGUUCCUAUGAUGGCUUUGGGCUUGCAGCAGUUGAAGAAAGAUCUGAAUCCUAAAACUGAUUACAAGGAUCUAGAUGAAAUUCAUCAGUUCUUAGAUCGAUUUUAUUUGACUAGGAUUGGGAUCCGCAUGCUCAUUGGGCAGCAUGUGGCCUUGCAUGAUCCAAAUCCACCACCUGAUUGUGUGGGCUACAUACAUACAAAAAUGUCUCCUGUUGAGGUUGCAAGAAAUGCUAGUGAAGAUGCCCGUUCCAUUUGCUUGCGAGAAUAUGGCAGUGCACCAGACAUUAACAUCUACGGGGACCCUAAUUUCACAUUUCCAUAUGUACCAACGCACUUGCAUUUGAUGGUCUUUGAAUUGGUGAAGAACUCACUUCGAGCUGUUCAAGAGCGGUAUAUGGACUCGGACAAGGUUGCACCUCCAGUCCGAUUAAUAGUUGCUGAUGGGCUGGAGGAUGUUACAAUUAAGGUCUCUGAUGAAGGAGGUGGAAUACCCAGAAGUGGUCUUCCUAGAAUCUUUACAUACCUCUAUAGUACUGCAAAGAACCCUCUGGAUGGGCAGUCCGAAAGUGACCUUGAAACAGAAACAAGUAUGGCAGGUUAUGGAUAUGGUCUUCCCAUAAGCCGUUUGUAUGCUAGAUAUUUUGGAGGAGACCUGCAGAUUAUCUCAAUGGAAGGAUACGGCACAGAUGCUUACUUGCAUUUGUCCCGGCUGGGAGAUUCACAGGAACCUCUGCCCUGAGAUUGCUGAUUGGUUUGAAUAGUGGUAUUGAAUAUUAUCAUGCCUUGGGAGGUUUGUGGACAUUUGUACUUGGAAAAUAAUUUGUUCUUAGUUGUGGGUGGUUAUGGUACAGUGCAUAUUGUUCAUCAUCAUCAUCAUCAUCAUCAUCGACGAUUAAUAACUUGAUGAUAAAACUUGAAAUGUAUUAAUGAUUUGCUCAUAUAUUCACCAGGUGAGAGAGGGAGCAGCAUUACUCUAUCACCUGGAGUUAAAAGAGUUCUGCUUA
Andrographis paniculata is the source of this 1569-nucleotide messenger RNA. Its product is annotated as pyruvate dehydrogenase (acetyl-transferring) kinase, mitochondrial. Gene Ontology annotation, cellular component: mitochondrion. The record is from RefSeq and is a predicted model, not a curated record. The coding region runs from base 195 to 1304 and encodes 369 amino acids. Gene Ontology annotation, molecular function: pyruvate dehydrogenase (acetyl-transferring) kinase activity. Gene Ontology annotation, biological process: regulation of glucose metabolic process; protein phosphorylation. The transcript has 6 exons. NCBI's taxonomy places the organism in Eukaryota, Viridiplantae, Streptophyta, Magnoliopsida, Lamiales, Acanthaceae.